AUGGCUUCCCCGGCACGAUACUACGCCAACCCGGCCGAGGCCGAGGAAUUCGCGACUGAUCUUCUCAUCAAAGCUGGUCUGGCAGAAGAUGACGCGCGCUCAAUGGCUGAAUGCCUCGUGCUAGCCGAUAUCCGCGGCGUGGAUACACACGGCCUCGCCCGUCUACCACAGUACCUCUCGCGUGUCAGUGCAGGUCUCGUAAACGCGCGCCCGAACUUGCAGCUCACAGAGAAAACCCCCGUUGUCGCACACCUGGACGGGGACAACGGGUUCGGGUUCGUGGUCGCGACACGCGGGAUGGCGGAAGCCAUCAAGCGCGCAGAAAUCUAUGGUAUCGGGAUGGUAACAGUGAACCACUCAAACCAUUUUGGUAUGGCGGCGACAUACGUCCUACAAGCAUUAGAGAAGAACAUGAUCAGUCUUGUCUUCACGAACUCGGCAAAACAGAUGCCGCCGUUUGGGGGGAAGGAGACACUACUUGGCAUCUCGCCAUUUGCUGCGGGGGCACCCGCGGGAGCCCAGAUUCCCUACGUGCUUGACAUGGCGCCGUCAGUUGUGGCAAAGGGGAAGAUCCGGCGGGCUGCGCGGCGCGGGGAGAAUAUCCCGCUGGGCUGGGCACUUGAUGCAGAUGGGAACCCAACAACAGAUGCAGAGGUUGCGCUGAAUGGAAGUAUGGCGCCAAUCGGGGGACCAAAGGGGUCGGGGAUUGCAAUUCUCAUGGAUAUCCUCUCAGGCGUAUUGACAGGGGCUGCAUUUGGUGGCGAGGUGGGCGAUCAGUACAAGGAGGCGAGGCCGCAGAAUGUUGGGCACUGCUUUAUUGCGCUGAAGCCGGAUGUCUUCUUUUCUAUAGACGAGUUCAAGGCGCGCAUGGAUACUCUCGUUCAGCGGGUUCAUGGUGUUGCGCCGGCGCCUGGCUUCGAGGAGGUCUUGUUCCCUGGGGAACCGGAGUAUCGGCUUGGGGAGCUGCGGAGGAAGGAGGGGAUUCCGUUUGCAGAGGCGGAAAAGGCCAUGUUUGCUGAGGCUGCUGAGAAGUACGGCAUUCCGGCGUUGUCUCUUUCUGAGAAUACUCUGUCUUUAGAAGUAUCUUCGUAG
Molecule: messenger RNA, 1092 nt
Organism: Aspergillus calidoustus
Lineage: Eukaryota; Fungi; Ascomycota; Eurotiomycetes; Eurotiales; Aspergillaceae
Source: the annotation of a GenBank genome assembly